Molecule: messenger RNA, 1364 nt
Organism: Rubroshorea leprosula
Lineage: Eukaryota; Viridiplantae; Streptophyta; Magnoliopsida; Malvales; Dipterocarpaceae
Source: the annotation of a GenBank genome assembly
ACAGGGAAUUCUCCCUGAUGGAAGAGAGAUUGCAGUUAAGAGGCUAUUCUUCAACAACAGACAUAGAGCAGCAAAUUUCUACAAUGAAGUAAACAUAAUAAGCAGUGUGGAGCAUAAAAACCUUGUCAGGUUGCUAGGAUGUAGCUGUUCAGGACCUGAAAGUCUUCUUGUCUACGAGUUCCUACCAAACAGGAGCCUUGACCGUUUCAUCUUUGGUAAUCACCAAUUAUUUUGAAUCAGAUAUCUUCACUGACCUUCCAAAUUUCAAUCCAGACUGAAACUGAUAGUUGUUACAUUGUGUCAGUAACAAAUGUUUCCAUUUUCAUUUUUUCUCAAAAACGCAACAGAUCCAGACAGAGGAAAAGUACUUAACUGGGAUAAGAGAUAUGAUAUCAUUAUUGGAACUGUAGAGGGUUUAGUCUACCUUCAUGAAAACUGCAAGACCAAAAUAAUUCACAGAGAUGUAAAGGCUAGCAACAUCUUGCUGGAUUCAAAGUUCCGUGCAAAGAUUGCUGACUUUGGGUUAGCAAAGUCUUUCCAAGGAGACCAAAGUCACAUCAGCACAUCCAUUGCUGGAACUUUGGGAUAUAUGGCUCCAGAGUACCUAGCCCAUGGCCAAUUAACAGAAAAGGCAGAUGUAUAUAGUUUUGGAGUGGUCUUACUAGAGAUUGUUACAGGGAAGCAAAACAACAAAAGCAAAGCUUCAGAAUACUCUGACAGCCUCGUUACAAUUACAUGGACACAUUUUCAAUCGGGGACGGUGCAACAGCUUUAUGACCCAAAUCUAAUGUUACACAGCUGCCAUAACAGUGAUGUGAAGAAUGAGGUUCUGAGAAUGGUGCAUAUAGGACUUCUGUGCACUCAAGGGAUUGCAGACCUAAGACCAUCAAUGUCGAUGGUGCUACAGAUACUACGGAAGAAGGAAGAACACCUCCCUGCACCUACUAGUCCUCCUUUUGUAGAUGAAAAAACAAUGGAACUAAACAACGCAUGGAAGUUUUAUCCCCUAAAUGCAUCUGAUUCAGCAUCAAUUGCCACGAUCGAACACAGUUCUUUCUAUGCAAGAUAAUGACAAAGUUUGAUGGGGAAGAAAAAGGUCAAUUUUGCAAAGGAUUUUGAGAAUCAAAUAACAAUCUAGCUCGCUCGAAUGCCUUCUUUUGAGCACUUGAUGAGGUAACAAAGAUGAUUAAGUGACCCCUGUUGAUAUUGUAAAUAAAAUGAAGAUUUGGAUCCAGGAAUUAAUUUAUAGAUACAGGAAUGAGGACGGUAUAGUCCUCUACUACUACGACGUGGUUUUUUUAAAGGCACACAUCAUUGUGAACAUAGAAUAUUUGUUCAACUUUGCAUAAAUUUAUCAACUCGUU